AUGAAACACGAGGCUGAGGCUGAAGCUAAGGUUCUCCCUCUUGAUUUGGUGGAGAAAAUCCUACUAUGGUUGCCGAUAAAAUCCCUGAUUCGGUUCAGGUGCGUCUCUAAAAAUUGGCUUUCUCUGAUUUCCGAUUCACGUUUUGCAAAAUUGCAUUACGACACUACUGAUGCCGCACCCACCAAUAAGAACACUAGGCUUUUGUAUUUGUCGAGUGAGCUUCCUCUAAAUUGUCGUCAUUUCAGUCUUAGUAUUCUAGGUUCAAGCAGGGGCUUCAUACUGCUGCGCAUUCAUGUUUAUGGCGCACCGCUCCUUCUGUGGAACCCUGUCACUGGUUCUCACAGAUCAGUGCCGUACCCUGUUGCUGACCCUGAUGCUUGUGGCUCGUCAAAUAAUUUAUGGAGUGGUCUUGGCUAUGAUGAAUCUAGUGAUGAUUAUUUAGUAGUAGUAGGAUGGCAUCAACUGAGACCUCAGUGGCAGUAUUUCUCUGUUAGAACCAAUUCCUGGAAAGAAAUUGAGUGUGGCCAUCUUCCUCUUUAUUUGGUUGACGAUGAUAGUGCACGGUUUUGUAACGGGGUUCUUUAUUGGUUGGCUUUUAAAGAUAUAGCAUUGAAUUUUUUGAUUGUUGCCUUCGACAUAGCCGGAAAGCAUCUAUCAAUAGUGUCAUUUCCAACAUCAGGCAGUUUCGGUCGUGGUCUGUUUGCUGGAUGCCUUGGGCUAUCUUAUUUGAACUUCACGGAAGACCAGAAGUUUGAGAUCUGGGUAAUGAAAGAAUCAUCUUGGACUAAGCUCAAUGUUGUGCUUCCUUUAGAUCAUGGAAUCCACCCUUUGUAUUUCACUAAAGGUGAACUUGUUGGCACCAAAAACAAUGAUUUGGUCAAAGUCAGUGAUAAAGGUGUAUUGGUGGAGUCUCUAAGAAUUAGUUGUCGUGACAAUGACUUGAAGAUGGUUAUGUUUACUCAGAGUUUGCUGUCACUUCCGGAUGAGUUUGGCUGCACAGGGGAAGAACAAGGAAAGUAGGGUGUUCACACGAGAUAUCAAAAGUUGUUUGUCAGGCUCUGGUGUGCAUGUUUCAGCAAGUUAGGAGCAUCUUUGAUAAGGUGUUUUAUAUAUAUCUUCUAUCCAGACUCAACAUAUGUCUUCUAAAUUUUGUAUUAAAUGUAUUGUUUUAGGAUUAAUGGACUUGUGCUCUUCCUUUGUUCAUGUUCUUAGAAAAGGCUGGACUACAAAUUGCAGUUAUUAAGACCUUUUUUCGAACUUACUCUCUCAAGUCCAAAUCCCACUCUAACACGGACACAAUAUCAAAAUGCCAAUCCGCACAGUAGAAAAUCAAAAGAUAGGAAACAUUUCACGUGUGCCCCCUUUACGCAGCUGGAACUACAGUGUUUUACUGUUUUAUGUAGGAGUGUACAUGUGGUACGAUAAAGUUGGGUUUCUCUUGGUCUGGAUUCGGUCUUAAAUAUUCAUUGGAUCUAUUUUUGAAACUUUUGUUUUUAAAUCUAAUAAAACCCACUAUUUUCGG
Messenger RNA from Arachis ipaensis, 1522 nucleotides. Lineage: Eukaryota; Viridiplantae; Streptophyta; Magnoliopsida; Fabales; Fabaceae. The record is from RefSeq and is a predicted model, not a curated record.